AUCUGGAAACUCGUGGUCUAGCCAUUGCCGAACCGGAAGAACUUAGUGAGGAGGAGCGCCCUCUUGCUACGUACUGGGUCGACUUCGUUCAUCUACGGUCAACCAUGCAGCGAGAGGAACACAGCCUAUCUGCAAUACCUGUUCUGGCGGAUGCCAUACGAGCCAAUCAAAUGUGUCGACAUGACGGGCUUCAAACGGAUCAUCAAAGAGCGUUUCAGUCUCUUCAACUAUACUAAGUUUUUGGCUGCCUCCAGACCCGCUGAUACUCUGUAUGCAGAUCAUAUGAACCUCACCAGGUUUCCUGUCUCACUCGUUAGGGCGCUUCCCAAUUUGGAGCUCAUUGAUCUCCAGGGCAAUAACAUCAGAAGGCUGCCCAUCCGUAUGCACUUGGUUGCUCCAAAAUUGGAUAAGCUCCUGGUGGCAGAUAACAAAGUAGCCAUCCCAAAAUCCAAGCCCCUCAUGGUGUCCGACAGCAUCCGCACUUUGAUGCUCAGCAACAAUGGUAUCGAGCGCAUUUUCAAGUACACGUUUGCUAAACUGCCUGCUUUACAAGUUCUCUACUUGGAUGGAAACAAGCUCAGAAAUAUUGCACCUAUUGUAGGAGUACUACCUAGCUUGAAAUACUUGCACGUCGGAAGAAACUAUCUGGAAACCAUUCCGCCACAGAACCUAAAGUACUAUGUCACCAAGGAUCAGAAAACUCCAGAAUAUUGAAUAAGAAGGAUGUGAUAUGGCAAAAUUGCAGUAGUACUGAAAUUGCAAUGUUCGUAAAUGUAAUUUGCCCACAUGAAUAUUUCGAAAACUGCGUAUUCAUUGAAAAAGUUCCCAACAAAAGCUGUAGGGCUUCGAGGGGAAAAUGAAGGUGACCUUGGCAAUUGUUUUGAGUACGACCUUCAAGGUUCUUUCAAGGUUAAAUAAAUACUUUCAAAGAAACUCCCCUUUCUUCACAUCGGAAUUGAAAAGCGGAGCGAAAUUUACGUUUGAUCACCACCUUGUCGAUGACCUUGACUACUACCUUCAAGGCCAUUUCAAGGCCAAAAUCAAGACAUCGAAAACGAUUUGUUCUAGUAAAAAUGUUCAACAGCAUUGUUGUGAGGUAUGUGAGAAUCACGGUGACCUUGACCAUGACCUCCAACAUCAAGUCAAAAUUUACAUAGGGAACCUCUCAUUUUAAUACUGGGAAUGGAAACAUUAGUAAAUUUAACGUCCGACUGUGGCCUUGACCUCAGAUAACAUUUAAGCUUGACACGACCAUGAAUUUGCGGUCAAGGUCAUAUUCGGACUUAAAACUUCCUGCUUUUUCCAUUUCAAGUAUAAAAAUGAGAGGAUUCUUUUGGAAAUUUUGACCUGACCUUGAAGUUGUUGGUCAAUAUGACGAUCAAGGUCACCUUCACAACAUAAUGUUGUCAAACAUUUUUGCUAGAGCGAAUUGUCUUCGUUGGCUUGAUUUGACCUUAAAGUGGCAUUGAAGGCACUGGUCAAGAUCAUCGGCAAGGUGACGUUUAGACAUAAAAUUUGCUUCUAUUUUUAAUUCCGAUGUAAAAGGGAGAGCUCUAUUUGAAAAUAUUCAGCUGACCUUGAAAUCACAUUGCAUGUGGUAGUUCAUGUCUCUGUCAAGGUCUGAAACUUUUUCGAGAUAUUCAGGUGGGGAGACACCAUGUACAGGUAUAUCUAGAGAAGUUAAGAUAUACUUUGUUAUACAUGGUGUUCCAUAGAAAUGAUGGUGCUUGGGCAUUAUUAUCCAUUUAGCAGAGGUAUAGCAAGCAGCUAAUUGGGCACAUAUCAGAUUUUAAUGCAUAAUUUUUUUCCAAAAUAUGCCAUUAGGUUUCAGUUACACUCAAUUGUAUGUCAAAAAUUAAGUAAGAUAUCUUAGUAUAAGCGGCAGUGAUAUUUUCUAUCUUCAUAAACAUAGUCUCCGAACAUAUAACAACAGUUGAUUCAGGAAUACCCACUUUAGUUUUGUUCGAACGUUGUUUUUUAAGCCUAUUAUAUUUGUUGCUACUUUCAUACAUUUUUGAUCUAGUUAUAAUGAACUUGUAUAUUUUUGUACUUUGGGUUUGACUGGAAUAUAUUUUUGUACAAUAACCACUAAUAUAUUAUUAAGUUCAGUUUUGAAGAGCGUGCUGAUAUAUAUAUAUAUACUGGAUGUUAUUUUAUUUAGAUAUUGAGCAUUAUGUGCAAACUGAAUCAUUUUCUGAUGAGACCGUAUCCACUAGCAAUGUCAAAGGAACAGUAUUCUCCUCGGGGUUAAUUCUUGGAAUUAGGAGCAGAAUAGCUGAGAGAAAGUGGGCGAGUAGUCUAAUCAUACAAGCAAAUUUUCCCGAAAUAAUUGUAAAGUUGGGUUUUGUUGAUGCAAGUUGUUCAAGGGGGUAUUUAAAGUAUGGACGCAUAAAAUGGGUACAGCAAUUUUUGUGGGUAAACUUUUUAUUCGCAACAAAGAAUGAGAAAACGUGUUCUUUGGAAUUUAAUUGAAAGUGUUGGCAGAAACGAAAAAACUCUUCAUACAAGAUUUUUAGAUAUUCAUGAGACCUACAAAAUGAGAUUACAUGUAAAAAGAUCCGACUAAUAGUAAAAAAGUUAUAGCCGAAAACCAAGACAAAAUGCAGGUUUUGGCACUUGUUGCUUAUGCGACGAUAAUUCCACGCAGCUACUUGAAAUUAUACUAAGUGACAUAUAAAUCC
Messenger RNA from Acanthoscelides obtectus, 2681 nucleotides. The record is from the annotation of a GenBank genome assembly. Lineage: Eukaryota; Metazoa; Arthropoda; Insecta; Coleoptera; Chrysomelidae.